AUGUCGACGCUCAAUCUCACGGGUCACCCUGACCCCAAGCUGCGCUCUGAUCCGGUUCUCCUUCAGGCACUCGAGUCGUAUGUCGAACCCAUCAAGAGCGCGCUUGCUCAGCAGAACAUCGAUGCCAGCGCCAUUCCUUGCAAGACUGGCUCAUUCUCGGCUUCCGACCUUGCAGCAUUAGUGUACGACUUGCAAAACUUCCAAGAAGAAUUGCUCGGCGUCAACGCUCCUCGUCCUGCCAACCCUUCCGCAUCUACCCCACAGUCACGACACCCCGUCCGCAUUCCUGCAGAGCUCUUCCUCUCCACAUCUUCACAACAGAGCACAUCCGUUGUCGCACCAGAAUCCAGCCAUCUCCGACUGCUCCUGCAAGAGGCGCUAGCUUAUCUCGCUUUCAAGGGCAAGUCCACAUGGAACUUCUCCGACCCUACCCAAAAGCCCGAUAACGUUCAACUCAUCGCACAUGUCCGUCAACAACUCACAAAAGCUGGCGCGCUAGAGCACCCUACUAUUGCCGUAUCCCCUUCCAUCACCGAAGCAGAGGCUGCCUCGCUCAAGCAGAUGGCCGAGCAGCUCGAAUGCAAGUGGUCCGACGAUGCUACUAGCGCAACACACGUUCUAUACCCAUCCGAUGUCACGCCGCCAUCUUCGCCUAAGCUCGGCGAGUCAUCUGCCUCGACCGAAACCAGCAACUCAGAAGAAUACUUCAGAACCAUCGCUUCCAGGUCCGGGCGCGCUCUCAUCCACGUUUGGUACCGACCGGACUCCUACGACACCUGGUUGCCUGCUGCCGACUUUGCCGAUCCGGAUCCGGCUCCUGAGAAGCGUCUGCCAUGGAAGGUCGGAGCUAAAUGGCUCCGCGACAGUGUUCGAUUCAACGAGCUCAUGAACACAGAAGAUUAUGAACAGGAGGAGGCCCUCGAGUCUACUACUGACGCAGCUGACGCAACCGAUGUUAGUGCCACUGCUGGCGAUAUCAAGAAGGGAAAAAAGCGUGGCCUCCCCGAAGAGAUUACCGAUGCUUCCUCCGCCUCGGCCGCCGCAGAGUCCAAUGGCAAGCGUAUCAAGCUGCUUGUCGCUGCUCGGCCUGUCGGCGCCAUUCCUAUUGACCUUUCUGGUUCGCAGCCCAUUCCAGGCAAAAAGUAUGAAAACGAGGCAGUCCCAAGCGGCGUCCUUGGCAACUUGCCAUCCGAGUCAGCCGGUCCUACUAAGCUCGAAGGUGAACAGCCAGCUGUGCGAGCAGCUAAUGAUGCUGACGCGACCAUGUCUGACGGCACUGCUGAUAAGCCCAAGUCUGCAGAUGUUGCGGUUGAAGAGCCCACCGAGGCUACUGCAGAUGCCAACGCACCCGUCAUCCAGCCUGAUGCUGCCGCUGUUGAACAGCAACGCAUCCGUGCUGAGGAGAUCGCCAAGAAGUACCUCGCUUCGCAGACUCAGGAGGUCAUCAUCCCUUCCUACUCGACCUGGUUCGACAUGUCGACCAUCAACGCCAUCGAAAAGCGAUCUCUUCCUGAAUUCUUCAACAACAAGAACCGUAGCAAGACACCCAGCAUCUACAAGGACUAUCGCGACUUCAUGGUCAACACCUACCGCCUCAACCCGAGCGAGUAUCUCACCUUCACUGCUUGCCGAAGAAACCUUGCUGGUGACGUCUGCGCCAUCAUGAGGGUUCAUGCUUUCCUCGAGCAGUGGGGUCUCAUCAACUAUCAGAUUGAUCCCGAGACUCGACCUGCCACCCUCGGCCCUCCCUUCACCGGUCACUUCCGUGUUCUUGUCGACACGCCAAGAGGUUUGCAGCCCUUGCACCCCGGAACUAGGGUCAACUUGCCGACUUCGGCUUCUGCCUCGGCUGGUCCUGAAGGCGCUGCUGCCGCAGGCGGAGACAAGCCCAACAUGAACCUCGAGCUGAGAAAGACCAUCUUCCAGUCGACAAUGAAGGGAUCCAAGCCUGUCGACCUUGCGGAGGCCAACUCGCUUGCUGCUCAAGCCGAUGCCACCAUCGCCAGCGACGCUGGCGGAGCUCCUCGCUACACCUGCGACACCUGCGGUACCGACUGCACUCGUGUCCGAUACCACAGCAUCAAGGCCAAGAACUAUUCGCUCUGCCCGUCAUGCUACCUCGAAGGUCGAUUCCCCAGCUCCAUGUAUUCGGGUGACUUUGUUCGCAUGGAAGACAUUGUUCUCAAGCAGACCGGUGGUGUCACUGGUGGAGCUUCUGGUGCACAAGAUGACUGGACCGACGCUGAGACACUGCGUCUGCUUGAAGGUCUUGAGAUGUUCGAUGAUGACUGGUCGGCUGUCAGCAACCACGUCGGCACAAGGAGCCGUGAGCAGUGUAUCACCAAAUUCAUUCAGCUGCCUAUCGAGGAUGGAUUCUUAGAUGGUGCUUCGCAGGCUGAUCUCGGACCUCUGCAGUACGCACGUCGCGAUCAGGUCGACAAGCUGGGUAAGCCCAUCGUGCCGUUCGCUCAGGUUGACAACCCUGUCAUGAGCGUGAUUGCCUUCUUAGCCAGUGCUGUCAACCCUGCUGUUGCCGCCGCUGCUGCGCAGAGUGCACUUGGUGAGUUGACGGACAACCUCCGCAAGCGAGCAAACCAGGAGAAGGCCGCAUCGGGUGACAAGGAUGCAUCCACUACAGCCGACGCCGCCGAUGCGGAGAAGACCAAGGAGAACGGCGCUAAGGGCGAUGCUAUGGACGUUGACGGUGAUGCUGCUUCCGCUGCCGAGCCCAAGACUACCACUGCUGUUGGCGAGAUCACUGACGAUUCCGGCGCAGUUGCGAAGAAGGGCGCAGUGCCACGAAACGCAGUCGAGCGUGCCGCCGCCAUUGCACUCGGUGCUGCUGCUGCCAAAGCUCACGUCCUCUCCUCGUUCGAAGAACGUGAAUGCCAGCGUCUCGUCGGUCAAGUCAUUGAGGCUCAACUUCGUAAACUCGAACUCAAGAUGACCCAGUUCGAAGAACUCGAAUCUCUUCUUGAAGCUGAAAGACGCUCUGUUGAGGCCGGCAGGAGACAGUUGUAUGCCGACAGGUUAGCUGUGCAGAAGCAGUCGGCGUUGGUGAAUGAACUGUUGGCAAAGGCGGCUAGAGAGCCUGAGAAGGUCUCGCGGGAAGAGCUGGUAAAGGCUUCAAGUGCGGCUAAUGGAUUGCCUCAGCAGGGACCUGUUGUGCGAGAGGCACAGGUUGGCGGAGAGGCGCCGACGGGUGGAAACGUUGGGCAGAUCGGUUGA
Ustilago hordei is the source of this 3228-nucleotide messenger RNA. RefSeq lists its product as uncharacterized. Gene Ontology annotation, molecular function: histone binding; DNA binding; zinc ion binding. The transcript has a single exon. Gene Ontology annotation, biological process: positive regulation of DNA-templated transcription. NCBI's taxonomy places the organism in Eukaryota, Fungi, Basidiomycota, Ustilaginomycetes, Ustilaginales, Ustilaginaceae. The record is from RefSeq and is a predicted model, not a curated record. Bases 1 to 3228 code for a protein of 1075 amino acids. Gene Ontology annotation, cellular component: SWI/SNF complex.